This is a messenger RNA of Thamnophis sirtalis, 939 nucleotides long. Lineage: Eukaryota; Metazoa; Chordata; Lepidosauria; Squamata; Natricidae. The record is from RefSeq and is a predicted model, not a curated record.
AUGGCGACUUUGAUGGACGAGGCCAUGGAGAGUUACGCGUAUCCCUCGUAUAGUCCUUACUCCUACCGUUACCAGCCGCCCAAGAGCAAAAGCGGGCCGGGCGCCUGGCGGCACCAGCAACACCAACCCCACCACCAGCACCGCAGCAGCUACUUCUCCGGCUACAGCGAAGCGGUGGCGGCGGCGGCGGCGGCCGAGUACUUCGACAACUACCAGCGGGCGCAGCUGAAGGCCAUCCUCUCGCAGGUCAACCCUAACUUGACGCCGCGGUUGCGCAAGGCCAACACCAAGGAGGUGGGAGUCCAGGUCAACCCGCGCCAGGACGUCUCGGUCCAGUGCUCGCUCGGGCCGCGGCCGCUCUUCUUCCGCGCCCGGCCCCGCGGAGGCGGAGGCGGCGGCGGUGGUGGCGGCGUCGAGCAAGAGCAAGGCUGCCCGGUGAGCGGCGCCGCGCGGCACGUGCGCUUCCCGCGGACCAUCGCCGUCUACUCGCCGGUGGCUUCGCGACGCCUCACCACCUUCUUGGGAGAAGCCGAGGCCCGGGAGGCGGCGACGACGACGACGACGCCCGACGACGCUCCGACCCCGGGCCCCGAAGGGAACGCUGCUACCGCCGCCGCCGCCGCCGGUAAAGCCGAGGAGAGCAGCGCCAAGUCCCAGGAGCGGAAGAAGUCGCCGUCGAAGCCCCAAGCCGGCAGCGCGGCGUCGGAAAAGGGGAAAAGCGAAGACGGGAAAGGCGCCCCGCCGCAACCGGCUCCUGAGGAAAACGGGCCGAGCAAGGCGCGCGUGCGCUUCCAGAGCUGCAAGCAGACCAGAUGUUCCUGCUCUGUGAAACUGCGCCAUGUGGAUCCCAAGAGACCUCAUCGGCAAGAUCUUUGUGGAAGAUGCAAAGGGAAACGGCUUUCUUGCGACAGCACCUUUAGUUUCAAGUAUAUUAUUUAA